AUGAUGCAAUAUCGACGUCAAUAUAUGGCGGUUUCAGUAUCAGUGUAUAAGGCCAUAUCAACAUCUGAAUAUAUGGCGGUUUCAGUAUCAGUAUAUAGGACAAUAUCAUCUGCAUAUAUGGAGGUUUCAGUAUCAGUGUAUAAGAAACCCCAAAGAACCUACAGAACCCCCCAAGAACCCUACAGAACCCCCAAAGAACCCUACAGAACCCCCCAAAGAACCCUACAGAACCCCCUAAAGAACCCUACAGAACCCCCAAAGAACCCUAACAGAACCCCAAAGAACCCUACAGAACCCCAAAGAACCCUACAGAAACCCCCAAAGAACCCUACAGAACCCCCCAAAGAACCCUACAGAACCCUACAGAACCAAAGAAACCUACAGAACCCCCCCAAAGAACCCUACAGAACCCCAAAGAACCCUACAGAACACCCCAAACCCUACAGAACCCCCCAAAGAACCCUACAGAACCCCCCCCAAAGAACCCUACAGAACCCCCCAAAGAACCCUACAGACCCCCAACCCUACAGACCCCCCAAAGAACCCUACAGAACCCCCCAAAGAACCCUACUAAAGAACCCUACAGAACCCCCAAAGAACCCUACAGAACCCCCAAAGAACCCCCCCCCAAAAACCCUACAGAACCCCAAAAGAACCCUACAGAACCCCCGAACCCUACAAGAACAAGAACCUACAGAACAAACGAACACAUCAGAUAAGAAGAAAGAGAACCCUACCCUGAAGACCCCAAAGCCCCCCACGCAUGCAAGGGCGACAGAAUGGGAGCCCAAACGACACAUCAAUAACACGUAG
Penaeus vannamei (Pacific white shrimp) is the source of this 813-nucleotide messenger RNA. The record is from RefSeq and is a predicted model, not a curated record. NCBI's taxonomy places the organism in Eukaryota, Metazoa, Arthropoda, Malacostraca, Decapoda, Penaeidae.